AUGAGCGAAUCUAAGCGCGGAAGGAGAUCUAUCAUGGGUCUUCUAGACCUAACAAACAUCAUUGAUUCCUCACCAGAAAGUGCCGACUCGGGUGGAACUCUCAGAAGGUCCUUGAGAUUACGCCGCAAAUCCAUACCUGCAGCGUCCCUUGGUGGACAAACACACCCAUCUAAAAGAUAUAGUCGAAAGUCAGUGAUUAAUCCGCAAACUCAUUGUCCAUGGAGCUCUCCCUUACACAGAAUGCAUACUUCUAACAGUUUAGAGCUACUAUCGUAUGUGACACCAUUCAAAAAGUCAUAA
Messenger RNA from Trichobilharzia regenti, 300 nucleotides. The record is from the annotation of a GenBank genome assembly. NCBI's taxonomy places the organism in Eukaryota, Metazoa, Platyhelminthes, Trematoda, Strigeidida, Schistosomatidae.